Symsagittifera roscoffensis is the source of this 1794-nucleotide messenger RNA. RefSeq lists its product as uncharacterized. Gene Ontology annotation, molecular function: protein binding. NCBI's taxonomy places the organism in Eukaryota, Metazoa, Xenacoelomorpha, Acoela, Convolutidae. The record is from RefSeq and is a predicted model, not a curated record. Bases 34 to 1665 code for a protein of 543 amino acids. The transcript is spliced from 7 exons.
CAUGAUAAAUAUACUCGCAAUUUCUUCUGGACAAUGUUUGACAUUAAAAGACGAUAUCAGAAUGUCGAAAAUCUUCUGAACGACCAAAAUGGAGCUCGAUUUGCGGAUGAGGCGACAAUACGUCAGGAAAAAAUAACACACAUCAAGCAUAAUGUGAAAAAUUUGCAUAUUUUAGCAUAUUUUGUUAUAGCUAUUUUAGUUUGUCUUUAUGCUUUCCGUCUGAUUUCAAACCACUCAAGCGACACAAGUCCAGAAAUAUCUCUUAAAGACGUAGCCAAUAAAGCUAUUGUUUCGGAUCCGUUUGCCAGUAUUUAUAACUUGGAUUUGUCUUAUUUCACUGGGGUUAUGAAAGAUAAUUUGAAACGAAAUAGUCAGAGCGAUUUACCUGGUCAACUGGACUCGGGUAAUAUUUGUGAUUUACGUCGAUUUUUCUUACACGAAGCUACAAAGGCUAAAUUUAUUUCGGAUUACCGCAACAAAAAAGCGGUGCUGUUUUACGGCGAUGUUUUGAAUGAUUGGGUACACCCUAAUGCGUGGCAGUAUUCGAAUUUGAACUCGACCUUUAAAGAUACGAUUGUUCAGUUCGGACGAUCGGUUGAUUCGGAUUUUGAGUUACGAGAGACAACUUUCAGUAAUUUUCUGAAGAAUCUAAUUGGUCAAACUGAUUUGAGAGGCGAGCCAUGGCAAAUACGGGACUCACAAAUUCUAUCCAGCAACAGGAAAUCACUGCUCAAGACUAAGACGUUCUUCCCAGACGAAUGGAAUUCUGCCAAGUCUGACCUGCAGCUGGGCACAACUCUCUCGUCGACUGGAUUCAAAAUGAGCCCAUCUGGUCCCACUAUGGUUGGAGUUGUGAAGGGAAGAACCAGACUGUUUGUGUAUCCAACUUCAGUCACGCCACCUGCAGGCUACGAGCAUGACGUGGACAUGCUCUCGUGGUUUCAGUUGAUCUACCCGAAAUUGAGAAGAGACGAUGAAAACAGGCCGAUGGAGUGUAUCUUGGAAAAGGGAGAUAUCGUCCACAUUCCGGAGGCCUGGUUCUGGGGCUCUAUUAACAUCGGCACUACAACAAAAGUGGUGUUCUACGGCCACCAGCCGACCACUGAGCUUGGCCAGAAACUGGCUUAUCUGAAUACACUGGACUCAACGGAAACUCAACCUGGUCAAUUGAUGAAGUUGUGGGAAGAGGUUGAGACUUUGUUGCCGAAAUCUGAAUUCGUCCAGUUUGAGAAAGGACGAGUGUUGGCACGAAUGGGUAAACAUGAAGAAGCUCUUCAAAUAUUCCAAUCAUUGGACAGGUUUUUCAUCAUGGCACAAGUAGAAGUGGCUCGACUAGUAAAUCAGGUAAAAGGUGACUGGGAAAAAGCUGUACGAAUUCUGAACGACACAACCGAACUAGUGCCUCGUUCCGAUACAGUCCUACGAGAGCUAGCCUUCCUUCAUCACGAGAAAGAGAACUUCAACCAAGCAGGAGACUUCUUCAGAAAUGCGGCUCUUUUAUCGUCUCAAAUAGAACAACAGAUUGAAGAUUUGGAUCACGCUUUUGAAAAUUUCGCCAUGCUUCCGAGUUGUUCGGAAACUGAAAAUAAAAAGAAACAAAUUGAAAGUUUGAAGCUACAUUUUAAAGCCAUUGCCCAUAAUGAGUAUACGGCGUUCAGAAACUAAUUUUUUUUGCAAAAUAGUUUUGCGUUUUGUACAAUUUCUACAAAUCAUAGUGCAAUAUUCGGUCAAUUUAGUUCAUUCUAUCUAAUUGCAGUAUCUUAGUGUUAGUCGAAUUGAUAAUUUGCAGUCAAA